CAAAUGUGUCACGCAAUGGACGCGGCCCGUGCGUCAAGAAUCGAAACCAAAUAUGUUUCACAAGCGACAACAAAAGAGAACUCAGCUUUUAUAACGUAGUGGGAAUCAUAAAUCACUGCUUUUUAUAUUCGCAUGAGGAAGAGCAGAUUUGUAGUCCUUUUGGUUUCGUAAAUGAAAUGGCGGGAGGUAACGUUAGCGUACAAGGCAGCAGAAGGGAUAGUGUGUGACAGGAGACUCGGGGGCUGACAGCGGGAUGGCCCACUUUGACACAGAGUACCAGCGCCUGGAGGCGUCCUACAGUGACUCUCCUCCCGGAGAAGAGAAUCUGCUGGUGCAUGUUCCAGAGGGAUCCAAAUCUCCAUGGCACCACAUUGAAAAUCUGGACCUUUUCUUCCAGAGAAUAUCCUUCGUGCACUGAAACAUAUUGCUUAAUGAUUAAAUAUAUUUUGUACAUGUUAAAUCAAGUAGAUUGAUAUCAGUCAACAAAAGUCUUAUUUUUCUUAACAUUCAAUACGUUUAUAAUCUACACCAGAAGAAUGGAUUUACUUGUAUGCUGCUGGGAGAAAUAUUUGAGCUUGUACAACUGGUGUUUGUGGUGGCAUUCACGGUGUUCCUGGCUAACUGUGUGGACUAUGACAUCCUCUUUGCCAACAAGUUUGUUAAUCACACUGAUUCCUCAAAGGUUACGCUUCCUGAUGCAUUUCUUCCAGUGGAUGUGUGCAGUGCUCGGAUCCGUGACAAUGUUUUUGUCAUCUUCAUCCUUAUCAUAUCAGGGGUCUUUUGGCUCCACCGUCUCGUCAAGUUUAUCUACAACAUCUGUUGUUACUGGGAGAUCAGAUCAUUUUACAUCAAUGCCCUAAAAAUGUCCAUGACAGACCUUCCUUAUUUCACCUGGCAGGAGGUGCAGGCAAGGAUUAUUGAGAUCCAGAAGGAGCACCAGAUUUGCAUCCACAAAAAAGAACUGACAGAGCUUGACAUCUACCACCGCAUCCUGCGUUUUAAAAACUACAUGGUGGCGAUGGUCAAUAAGUCACUCCUACCGGUGUGUUCGCGUUUGCCUCUGCUGGGCGACACUGUUUUUUACACUCGGGGUCUCAAGUAUAACUUUGAGUUGAUUUUCUUUUGGGGCCCUGGAUCCCUUUUUGAAAACGAAUGGAGUCUGAAGCCGGAGUACAAACGUGGAGGGAACCGUUUGGAGCUAGCGGAUCGUCUGAGCUCAAGGAUCUUGUGGAUUGGAAUUGCCAACCUUCUCUUGUGUCCAGUUAUCCUGAUUUGGCAGAUUCUGUAUGCGUUCUUCAGCUACACUGAGGUGAUCAAGCGGGAGCCGGGAAGUCUGGGUGCUCGAUGUUGGUCCCUGUAUGGCCGUUUUUACCUCCGACACUUUAAUGAACUAGACCAUGAGCUGAUUUCACGCCUCAGCAAGGGCUACAAGGCCUCCUCGAAGUACAUGAACUGCUUCAUGUCACCAUUACUGACGGUGGUGGCUAAGAACGUGGCAUUCUUUGCUGGCUCCAUACUAGCGGUUUUGAUUGCUUUGACCAUUUAUGAUGAAGAUGUAUUGGCUGUCGAACACGUGCUCAGCAGUAUUACAUUACUUGGGAUCUGCAUCACAGUCUGCAGGUCUUUUAUCCCAGACAAGCAUAUGGUGUUCUGCCCAGAACAGCUGCUUAAAGUGAUCUUGGCACACAUCCAUUACAUGCCUGAUCAUUGGCAGGGUAAUGCCCACCGUUAUGAGACCAGAGACGAGUUCUCACAGCUCUUUCAGUACAAGGCUGUAUUUAUUCUUGAGGAGCUGUUGAGUCCUGUCAUUACUCCCUUCAUUCUAAUUUUUUGCUUGCGGCGUAAAUCUCUAGAGAUCAUCGAUUUUUUCCGAAACUUUACAGUGGACGUGGUCGGUGUGGGCGAUACUUGCUCUUUUGCACAGAUGGAUGUCCGUCAACAUGGUCAUCCUGCGUGGAUGUCUGCUGGGAAAACAGAGGCCUCCAUCUAUCAGCAAGCAGAAGACGGGAAGACUGAACUGUCACUCAUGCACUUCGCUAUCACAAAUCCACACUGGCAGCCCCCUCGGGAGAGCACGCAUUUCAUCAGCCUUCUGAAAGAGAAGGUGCACCGUGAGGCCGCCACAGGACAGCAGGGAAUCAUAGCAGAGAAUCCUGCAUUUACCUCAACCCAUUCACUACAGUCUGAUUCAGAGCCUCGCAGUCUUAUUGCAAAUCUCCUGAUGGGACCACCUUCCCUGGGCUCGCUGCAUAUGGGUCGAGAGGGCACUAUCAAUCCUGUGUCCAUUGGAGUGAGUGAGGGGGCAUCCGCCCUCCGAUCGCUCUCUCCUGUGAGCACGAGUCUACACCUGCGGGGCAGCUACCCAUCUGCCAGACUGCCACGACCUGACCAUCCAGCUGUGGUGGCUGGCAGACCAAUGACAGGCUCAGGCACUGAUGCCCGUACCAUCAGCUCUGGCAGUAGUGCCUGGGAAGGCCAGCUGACCAGUAUUGUCCUAUCAGAAUACGCCUCCACAGAGAUGAGCAUUCAUGCCCUCUACAUGCAUGAGAUGCACAAGCAGCAGUCGCGAGGUGAGGUGUCUCGACACACCUGGCACAGACAGGAGAGUGACGAGAGCAGUGAGAGUGUCAAUGAGGACAUAGAAGUCGCCCGCACCUUCCCCCGUUCCAGCACUUUCCCAACCACCUCACACCAGGCGGGGGCAGCACAGCAGAGCGGCAGCCAGCGGCGCUGGGGCGGAACCUUAGAUCCUGUUUCUGGAAGCUUUCGAGCUCAGAGAACGCCUCGUAUGCCUAUGGGUGGCUGGUCUGAGGAGAACCAAAUGAGCAGACAUCACGACCCAGUGCCCGAGGAGGGGUCUGAGGAUGAGCUACCACCACACAUCCAUAAGGUGACUUAACAGGUGUAUCGUAAAUGAAGUACUCGAGAGACUUACAGCAUCCAUUUAACUCCGGACACUGAUAAAAAAAAAAGAAGUCAUAUUUAUUUACUCUUGGACAAAACACAAGUCUGAGCUUAAUUACUGUGUCACAGAGUGGCAUCAUAUCAAAUUUCCAGAUGCAUUGUAAUGGUUUGAGCUUCUGUGGGAAUGAGACAAUGAACAACAAUAUCAAAAUACUCAGUUAUUCAUAGUUCUCACAGAUUGAUCCAUUUGAGAGAAGUUCUGUAAAAUAUUUCAUUGUGAAUGGGAGAGUCUAAAUGGUCAAAUAUGAUGGCGUUCAGCUAACCUUGACAUUUCCGUUCUUGUCAAAAAGUAAAGGUUGGUGUUGAUGUAGGAAAUAUUGUGCUUAGAAUUUUUGAACUUCUUUGAAUAAUUUUGAUAGGAGGAAGAAAUAUUUAUAAUAUGCAAUGUGCCAUUAUUAACUUAAAGCUUUGCAAACUUAGAUUUUAUUGUCAAUCCCAUAUUUCUGUGAGGGGGGAAAAACCACUGAAGAUCAUUCAAGUCUGGCACUGUAAAAAUUAUGCAUGCUCUUUCUUAAUUUUUAUUAUUUGCACAA
Messenger RNA from Carassius carassius (crucian carp), 3497 nucleotides. RefSeq names its product ATG9 autophagy related 9 homolog A (S. cerevisiae) (gene atg9a). The coding region runs from base 551 to 2899 and encodes 782 amino acids. The transcript is spliced from 15 exons. Gene Ontology annotation, biological process: autophagy of mitochondrion; protein localization to phagophore assembly site. Gene Ontology annotation, cellular component: phagophore assembly site; autophagosome. Lineage: Eukaryota; Metazoa; Chordata; Actinopteri; Cypriniformes; Cyprinidae. The record is from RefSeq and is a predicted model, not a curated record.